Fraxinus pennsylvanica is the source of this 537-nucleotide messenger RNA. NCBI's taxonomy places the organism in Eukaryota, Viridiplantae, Streptophyta, Magnoliopsida, Lamiales, Oleaceae. The record is from the annotation of a GenBank genome assembly.
AUGGCAACAUAUGUACAAGAAAUAAGAAGAUUGAGUUGGAGAAUUCUUGAGCUGAUUUGUGAAGGAUUGGGACUUGAAAAGGGAUUCUUUGAAGAAAUAAGUCAAGUCCAAUUUCUAUCAGCAAGUAAUUAUCCAGCAUGCCCAGACCCAAGUGUGACUUUGGGAGUAUUAAAACAUUUUGAUCAUAGCUUUAUAACAAUACUAUUUCAAGGAAAUGUUGAUGGGCUUCAAGUGUUUCAUGAUGGCAAGUGGAUUGGAGUUGGGGUUUUACCUAAUGCCUUUGUUGUCAACAUAGGCACUCAAUUAGAGAUUAUGAGCAAUGGAAAGCUAAGAAGUGCAGAACACAGAGUAAUGACAAAUUUAGAUGAAGAGAGAUUAACCAUUGCCACAUUCAUUAAUCCUUCUCCAAAUUGCAUAGUUGAACCAGCCAAAGUUUUGAUUAAUGAAUCAAAUCCUCCUUUAUAUGAUUCAUUUAUGUUCAAGGAUUUUGUUGUUUCUUCCAAAGCCUUUGGUCCUUAUACUGAACCUAUAAAUUAA